Saprolegnia parasitica CBS 223.65 is the source of this 1122-nucleotide messenger RNA. RefSeq lists its product as hypothetical. The record is from RefSeq and is a predicted model, not a curated record. The transcript is spliced from 2 exons. Lineage: Eukaryota; Oomycota; Saprolegniomycetes; Saprolegniales; Saprolegniaceae. Bases 1 to 1080 code for a protein of 359 amino acids.
AUGAAGAUCGCGACCAGCGUCUUUGCGCUCAUCUUCCUCGCCUCGUGCGUGCACAGCGUGCUCCCAACGACGACAGAAGCUACCCACGCCGACGAUUUUAUUACCAGGGACAGUAUGCUCUUGGGGGACGUCGACAUCGAAAGCAGAUACAUUCCAAGUGACCGUAGCGGGUACGUGAGCUUGUCCAGCGGCCGUGUCUUGGCCGAUAGCCGUGGUUCCUCGGACGAGGACACUCUGCAUGUGGGCCAAAGCGCUUCGUCCGAGAUGCUAAUCUGGAACGCCGACAUCACGCUCCGCGCCAAGCACGGCAGUGGCGCGUGGGACGCGGCGCGCGCGCACAUCCAGUCGCAUUUGCUCAUCCACGGCUUUCUCGAGAGCGAGUCCGAGUCGGCGGAUCGCUACGCGUACUUGUCCGUGCGAUGCGUUUCGCGCACAACCAACGCGACCAUUUCAUGCCCGAAGGACGUCUACCUCGAGCACCGCGAGGACCAAGUGCCACUGCGGACGUGGCGCUUUACAUGGCGCGUCGAGGCCUUCCACGACAUGGUUCGCGCGCUCGAAGGCGUGCCAGACGUGGUUCCCAACACGACGGUCGCGUCCAAGCGCGUCGCGCGCACCGAUGCAAGCACCGAGUACCAGGAUGCGUCGGGGCGCAGCGCCACCAUGCGUCACACGCGUGCGGCGCUGGAGAAGCUCCUCGAGCAAGCGACGAACGUGCAAGAGAUUGCGGCCAUUCUCACGCAGGUCCAAGACGUCACCGCGAAGAUCGAAGCCGCCGAAAGCGAGCUCCUGCGUACGUCGGCAUCCGUGCGCCUCAGCACGAUCGACGUCGAGCUGAAAGAACAGAACGCCGAGGGGCGCGUCGUGGUCGUCGACGACCUUGCGCCAUCCAGCACGUCGCGUUGGGCGGUCGCCUAUGUGCGUGCGGUCGGCAUCCUCAAGCAAUGCGGCAACCUCGCCAUCGACGGCAGCAUGCUCGCGCUCGUCGUGGGAACGCCGAUGACGAUCGUGCUUUGGCUCGGCUGGAAGCUCUUCACGCGCCUGCGCCACUCCGACGACCGCUACAGUCACCUUGCAUAACUCACGAGCUGAUUAACGGACCAUCAAGGCAUAUACAACGAC